UAUUUGAUAAUAUUGUUAUGCCAUCUCCAUGUUCUGACUUCUGUCAUCGGAUAAUCCCCUCCUCGAUUGUGGAGUGGAGCUAGGACUAUCGACAUUCGACAUAGUAUUCUUUAGAUUUAUUUGCUAAGAUUUUGAUAUGUUAUAAUAAAAUGAUUAUUUGUCAAUACAUGCUGUGACAUCAUAUAUAUAUUAUAUGAACUGGUAUUACCAUGACAUCGAGAAGUAAAAACUCUGUGCGAACCUACGAGACCGAUAUUGAAAAGAGUCGCGAGGAGUCUAAUUGGAAGAAGGCUGUAGAGCUAGCUCAGCAACUCAAGGCCAGGUCACCACAGCACGAGAGCCUUGCACACUUCUUGAUUGGGGAAGGCAAGUUAGAAGUCUACCUAGAUGAAUGGCCUCCUAUCAAAGACAAUAUAGAGCGUGCUCAACGAGAGUUGUCUGAGCCCAAAGGAUACUUGACACUGGCUACAGAUGAAGCCGGAAAGAAAGCAGGAGUUGCAUUAGAUGCUCAUUUGUUGCUUGGCAAGCUUCACUUUGCAUGUGGAUCAUAUGAUGAUGCAUUAAAACACUAUAAGUUUGCAGAAUUAAACACUUUGACCGAAAAAGAAUUGCCUGUUCGAAGUCUUCGCAUUGUCGCUGAGUCUUAUGCUAUAAAAGGCCUAUGCUUGGAGCAGAGUGUGUUGCCGUCGUCUACCAGCAAGUUUAAACAAGCUGAAUGCGAGGCCGAGAUGAUUCGUAGUUUCGAACUUGCGUCGGAGUUGACGCUGCUGUACCUGCAGAGGGCGUCGGCCGCCCGCGCCGGCGCCACCCUCGAAACCGCCCUCCAGAGGGCGCCUCUGCUGCACAUUCGGGCCGGACGACUCACCGCCGCCAUCGACAGGUAUCGGGAAAUGCUGACGGCCGUGGAGUCCGGAGCCACGCAGGCCUUGCGGUUGACGCUGGCCCGACAGCUGGCCGAGGUGCUCAUGAGGGGCGUCACGGGACAGGUGUACAGAGCCCCGCAGGGCACGUCCCCGCCGAGCGGUGGAACUCUGAGUCGGCGCAGGGAGGAGCAGGCCUCGGACGGACCUUGGAAACCCAAGAAGUAUGCCGCCAUCAACCAGUUCGUGCCCCGCAACGUGCACGAGGAGGUGGUGCUGUCGCUGGUGGUGGGGGAAGCCAUGGCCGUGAGGGACGCCGUGCUCUCGCAGAGCGCCGAGUUCGAGGCCGCCCGAGCCCACUCUCUCUACAACGCCAUGGCGCUCGUGGACCUCCUGGCCGUCGCCGUCACGCGCUGGGGACAGCUGCCGCUGCUGCUCGAGUCGUUGGAGCGCGCGAUGAAGUUCUCGUUCGGGUGCGGCCACAUCUGGCGACAGCGAGCCCUCGCCACGGCCGCCGCGUCCGGCCAGGAGCCCGGCCCGGCGCUGCUGGCUCGGCCGCCGCCGAAGCAAGGUAGUCCGGCGUGGAACGCGCACGUGCGGGCCGUCAGCGUCGCCCGCCGCGCGGCGCCUCUCGUGCCUCACGACGCGCCUCUGAGGCUGGUGGCCGCCACCACCGCCUUCAGGGCCGGAUGGAUAGAGGAGGGCAUCGAGCUGGCCGAGCGGGCGCUGAGCGCGGCGCGAGCCCGCCCCGACACCCCGGCGCCCCGGCUGGCCCGCUGCUACCUGCACUGCGCCAUCGGGCACCAGAUGAAGGCGCAGAAAACGAACGGUCGCCUCGAGAAAGACGCGGAGAACGAGGCGUGCCUGAAGUACCUGAUCCAGAGCGUGCGGCUCGACGACAACGACCACCUCGCCUUCUACCACCUCGCCCUGCAGUACGUGCACCAGGGGAUGCUCAACGAGGCCAUGGACGCCACGCGCGCCUGCCUCUCGUGUCGCGCCGAGUGCGGCGGCGGCCUGCGCCUGGCGGCGUCGCUCUGGUCCUGCGCGGCGGCCGGCCCCCGGGGCUCGAGGGCUCUGCACGCCGCUCGCCUCGCCAGGCACCACUACCCCGCGGCCGAGUGGCCCCUCUGGACCCUGGCCGCUCUGCAGCUGCUCUGGGAGGGAGGCGAGGCGGCGUUGGCCACGGGCAAAGAGCUCUUGCGGCUGCUCAACAGCGCCGAGGAGGCCGACGGGGAGCAGCAGUACGCGGAACUGGACGCGCUCUCGGACUCGCUGCGGGACGACCGGCACAGCGUGAGGGAUGCCGCGUCGGUGCGAGCGGAGUCGGCGGGCGCGUAUCGCGUGGAGCGGGCGUUGUCCGAGAACGCGUCCACGCUGUCGCAACGAGCGCGUUCGCCCCUCGCGGACCAUCGCGCCCACGCCUGGCUGCUGCUGGCCGAUCUCUGUCUGAGGUUGGGUCGGACGAGUGCGGCGGCGGGAUGCGUCUCGGAGGCCGCCGCUCUGACGCCCUUCAGCCAUCUCGUGUUGUACACGCGCGGGCGCGUGCACGGCGCGUGCGGCGAGUGGGAGGAAGCGCGCCAGUGCUACCAGAACGCCCUCGCCAUUCAUCCCACGCACGUGGACACCAUGCUGCAGCUCGGUGGGGCCUACUACUCCCUCGGGUGGCUGCGCCUGGCCGAGCGGACGCUGCGCGAGGCGGGCGCGCUGGAGCCCGGGCGGGCGGACACGUGGCGCAGACUGGCGCUCGUGCUGGGCGCCCUCGGCGAGCCGGCCGCGGCCGCCGACGCCGCCGCCGCCGCCCUGGCGCUGCACCCGCUCACGCCGCUGUGCCCCGACCUCUGACACGGACUCGUCGCGUGAGGGACUGGAUCUGCCGAAGUCGCGGAGUGACGUGAACGUUAAGGGAAAGUCGGGUGAAACUCGUGUUGUAUCCACAACGAGAUUAGGCUUAAGGCAAAAGUAAUUUCAGUCCGCCAUUUUGUUUAAACUUUGCAAUCUAAGUUGUUUUAUCAUGUUUUAUCUUUAUUAUGUUCAAAGAAUAACUGCAUGUAUUAGCAGGAUUUCCACCAUUUUUAAUAUGACUUUACUUCGAUCAGUUGUCGAUUGACGCCAUUAAAAACCCUAAAAUAAAAAAAGCCGUACAGUACGGUGACACCAUAAACAAUAAACAAUAGCGACAUAUGUCCGGAAUGACAGGACGAUCACAGAUCACAGAUCACACGUUGUCUCUGAUAACGUUUUCACUUUUUUUUUUAAUUAAUAGAUUCUGGUAAUUACAUGAAGCAUAAAUGCGUGACGACAUUUUUAUUUUAAGCAGUUUUUAACAGAGCUUUAUUCAUUAGUAGUUGACUAAAAACUCCACUUGGUCUUCCUAAAUUCGUUCGGUGUAUAAUCGUUAAAUAAAAAAUAAGAAAAUCGAAGAGAAAAAUACGGCUCUUUUACAGCCACUUUCGUGUAUGUUGUAGAUUUUAAAAACGUAUUUAAAGAAAUCGGAGAUUAUAAAAUAUAGGAAAGUUACAAUUACAAGACUUGUCAUACGAUGUAAGAGUGAUGACGAGCAUUCAACUCGAGAGUAGAUUGUGACUACAUUUUGGGUGGAAAAAGAGAAAUGUUUUCAGCGUGAAAAGUGAUUUCGAAGACUAGGAAUUGAUGUCACCUACUAUAAGUGCAUAAAUAAAUUCGCGAAAAUCAUCUCGCAAUUUUAACAUUUCACUUUGCUAUUAGUAGUAAAAAUACCCAAAUUUACAAAAUCAAAUUUACAUUUAACGUGAAUAUUCGUGUGUCUUAUCUUUUGUAAAUAUUUAUCACAUUUUUAAAUUUAUAAAUAUUUUAUUAACUUUACCGUUCCGGUAAUUGUAAGUGAUAUGCUAUUGUGCUGUUUCUGUUCACAGCUAAAGGAAAACAGCUGUUCUAAGCGAUGUCUUUUGAUCUUUAUAUGUUUUGAUUUCACACGAAUUUGAACUUGAAAUUUAUUAACUUAUAAAACUCUCUCUCAAUAUACCUAAGUACCUAUUAGGUAUCCCGUCCAUCGAUGUCUUUUGUGAAUGUUAGCUUGCUAUGAUAUCAUCGUAUCGAGUCGGAUGUUUAGAUUUUGUCAGUUGUUUACAUUUUUGAAGAUAAUUGUUUGAAGCUUAAGCGAUAUGGUUUUGGGUUUUGGGUCUUGGAAACAUUUGAGUGACCCUGGGAUUGGCGUAAUGCGCCCUAACUGUAAGCCCUCUGUUAUGUUCUUGUGGUGGUGCUGUAUUUUUAUAAUUUACUUUGGGUUUAUUUGCGGUAUGUUACUCAAACGGACGUAGAAAUUAGACCAAUAAAGUUGAGAAAUGAUAAAAGGUAUGUUUAG
Pieris rapae (cabbage white) is the source of this 4203-nucleotide messenger RNA. RefSeq names its product tetratricopeptide repeat protein 7B (gene Ttc7). Lineage: Eukaryota; Metazoa; Arthropoda; Insecta; Lepidoptera; Pieridae. Gene Ontology annotation, molecular function: protein binding. Gene Ontology annotation, cellular component: plasma membrane. The transcript has 18 exons. Gene Ontology annotation, biological process: phosphatidylinositol phosphate biosynthetic process; protein localization to plasma membrane. The record is from RefSeq and is a predicted model, not a curated record. The coding region runs from base 210 to 2705 and encodes 831 amino acids.